Messenger RNA from Paramecium tetraurelia, 1043 nucleotides. RefSeq lists its product as uncharacterized. The transcript is spliced from 2 exons. The record is from RefSeq and is a predicted model, not a curated record. NCBI's taxonomy places the organism in Eukaryota, Ciliophora, Oligohymenophorea, Peniculida, Parameciidae.
AUGUUAACAUAAAGUGUUCAGGGUUAAUUUUAAGGCCCAAGAUUAAGUGCAGGAGUUGGUUAAAAUUUGCAAAUGGGAUAUGGGGUAAUUCAACCCAAUUUUGGACUUUAAUCAUAAAAUUCCUAAUAAACUUUUAUGCCUUUAAGUACUCCAUUGCCAUACCCUGGUGUUGGGUAAUUAAAAGGAUCGAUGCCUUUAUAAUAUUCAAUGCCAAUUUAGGGGGUGAAUUAGGGCUAAUUACCUCAGCACUUGAUCAAUUAUUAAUAACAGCCAUUAAUUGUUUAAAAUUUAAUUUAACCUCAACCAUAAAUCUAAUAUCAAUAGUAGCUUGUUCAAGCUCCUCCUUUACAAAUCACAUAGGCAGCUUAAAUAGAAAGAAAGGUGAAUUAUAUUCCUUAGAAAAAAUAAAUAGUGAAAAUGGAAGAGUAAGAAAUAGAAGAAAUAGUUCCAGUAGAGAGAACAAUUAUAGAAUAUAUUCCUGUCUAAACAAUUAUAGAGAAAGUACCAAUUCCAGUAGAAAUCCCAUAUGAAAUAAUGAUUCCAAAGCCAUAUUAAUAAGAAAUUAAAUACCCUAAUCCAUAAAAUUAAUUUUUAACAGAUGACAUGGGAAAUCCACUAAAUAAUCCUGAUGAAUUUUCUAAAAAUAAGUUGCCUCCAACAACAAUUACGAGUUAUUAAUAAAAGAUAUCAGAUGAAAAUGAUGACGAUGAAGAUGAUAAUACUGAUGAUGAUGAUGAUGAGCUGAAUCGAAAAAUAUACCAGAAUUAUUGAGGAAAUUAAAUAAAGGAGGAGAAGAAGAAGACAUAGACAAGGAUUAAGUUCUGAUGAUGAAGAUGACUUCAAUUUUAGUAAAUUUUAAUAGAAAUUUGGAUCAUAAUAAGGAAAUUAAGGAGGUUAUUAUGAUAGUAGAUAAGGUUAUGGAGGUUAUGGAUAGUCGCAGACUAUGAAGAGUAGGGGAUAUCAUGGCAGAGAUAAAAGUGCGAGAGAUUAUUUAAAUUAAAGAAGAUGAAAAUUAUUUAUCACUUUAAUAUUAUUAUAUAUUU